Messenger RNA from Chenopodium quinoa (quinoa), 3823 nucleotides. Its product is annotated as triacylglycerol lipase SDP1-like. The transcript has 3 exons. Bases 665 to 3217 code for a protein of 850 amino acids. Gene Ontology annotation, biological process: lipid metabolic process. NCBI's taxonomy places the organism in Eukaryota, Viridiplantae, Streptophyta, Magnoliopsida, Caryophyllales, Amaranthaceae. Gene Ontology annotation, molecular function: triacylglycerol lipase activity. The record is from RefSeq and is a predicted model, not a curated record.
CCCAGAAAAUCACAAGAAAACAAAAAUACUGCUAAAAAAUCCAAUAAAAUAACAAUAAAAGGUCUUUCUUCCUUAUCCUUGUAAUAUACUCAAUCAAAUCCACUCUUCUGAUCCUGACUGUGAUCUACAUCAGCUUCUGUUGAAUAAAGUUGUAAUGUUAUCUACUCGUACUUCACAAUUUUCGAUACAUCUUUAAAUUAUUUUAUUUUCUUCCCCAUAUUAUUAAUAGCUUGCCCUUUUAAUUAUUUUUUUCAUAAUUUCUGCAAUUAUCCCUCAAAUUUGAUUCGGGGUAUCUUACAGAAGGUAGAUUCACAUUGGAAUUUGAUAAAUUUGGAGGUUUGCCGCCAUAAUUUUGUUUAUAUUUGGUAAUAUUUUCUAGGUUUAUUGUUUGUAAUUUAUUCACAAUUUCUUGAUUAGGCUAAAAUAUCAGAAACCCUCAUAUUAGAAGAUUUUUUAUGCUGAUUUUAGAUUAAUUGGAAACCCUUUAUCCUGAUUUGUUACGGAGUAUACCUUUGUUGAAAUUAGGAAAGUUUGAUUAUUUUUGCUGGGAAUUGGAAGAUUUUGGAAUUUGAUAUUGCUCAGAUCACAAGUUUUGGAGGUUGUUGUAUUGUAUAUAUAUCAGUUUCUAAUUUGUUGGGGUUUUGAGCUUAGAUUUGAUUGAGUUAUGGAUGUUAUAAGUAAUGAAGCAAAUAUUGAUUUAUUCUCAAUUGGACCUAGUUCAAUUGUUGGUAGGACAAUCGCCUUUAGAAUACUAUUCUGCAAGUCUAUGUCUCAUUUUGGGUACCAAUUGGCUCGGGCUUUAAUGGGGUUCGUGCGUGUGUUUAGAGGUUAUUUAGGCCCGGUGUUUUCGUGGUUUCAUCCCCGGAAUCCUCAGGGGAUUUUGGCAAUGGUGACCAUUAUAGCUUUUGUGUUGAACCGAUAUACGAAUGUUAAAAGAACGGCGGAGAUAGCUUAUAGGAGGAAGUUUUGGAGGAAUAUGAUGAGAACCGCGCUUACUUAUGAGGAGUGGUCUCAUGCUGCAAAGAUGUUGGAGAAAGAAUCCCCGAAAUUGAAUGAGGCUGAGUGUUAUGAUGAGGAACUUGUGAAGAACAAGCUCCAAGAGUUGAGGCUUCGUCGACAGGAAGGGUCAUUGAGAGAUAUCAUCUUUUGUAUGAGGGCUGAUCUUAUGAGGAAUCUUGGUAAUAUGUGUAAUCCUGAGCUUCGUAAGGGGAGGCUUCAAGUCCCCAAACUUAUAAAGGAAUAUAUUGAUGAAGUCACUUUACAAUUGAAAAGGGUUUGUGAAUCAGAUUCAGAAGAGCUGAUUUUGGAAGAAAAGCUUGCAUUCAUGCAUGAGACAAGGCAUGCUUUUGGUAGGACUGCUUUGCUUUUAAGUGGUGGUGCUUCUCUUGGUUCCUUCCAUGUCGGUGUUGUGAAAACGUUGGUGGAUCAUAAGCUUUUGCCUCGGAUAAUUGCUGGCUCUAGUGUAGGAUCUAUAAUGUGCUCUGUAGUUGCUACUAGAUCUUGGCCUGAGCUUCAGAGUUUCUUUGAGGAUUCAUGGCAUUCUCUGAAGUUUUUUGACCAAAUUGGGGGCAUUUUUACAAUUGUGAAGAGGGUCAUGACCCAAGGAGCCGUUCAUGAGAUCAGGCAGCUUCAAAUGUUGUUGAGGAAUCUCACAAGUAAUAUGACUUUCCAGGAGGCCUACGACAUGACCGGAAGAAUUCUUGGUAUAACAGUAUGCUCGCCUAGGAAACAUGAGCCUCCCCGUUGUCUGAACUACUUGACUUCGCCUCAUGUUGUUAUAUGGAGUGCUGUGACAGCUUCUUGUGCAUUUCCAGGUCUUUUCGAGGCCCAAGAACUGAUGGCUAAAGAUAGGUUCGGUGAACUUGUACCUUAUCACCCACCGUUUCAUCUUGGGCCCGAGGAAGGUACAACCCCGUCACGCCGGUGGAGGGAUGGUAGCUUGGAGAGCGAUUUACCCAUGAUGAAUUUGAAAGAGCUUUUCAAUGUUAAUCACUUUAUUGUUAGUCAAGCCAACCCUCAUAUAUCACCAUUGUUGAGAAUGAAAGAAUUUGUGAGAGCAUGUGGAGGCAACUUUGCUGCCAAGCUUGCUCAUUUGGCUGAGAUGGAAGUGAAACACAGAUGCAACCAGAUAUUGGAACUAGGUUUUCCCAUGGGAGGGAUUGCCAAAUUGUUUGCUCAGGCUUGGGAGGGUGAUGUCACAGUGGUGAUGCCUGCCACACUUGCUCAGUACUCAAAAAUUAUCCAGAAUCCGUCAUAUGGGGAACUGCAGAAGGCAGCAAACCAGGGUAGAAGAUGUACUUGGGAGAAGCUUUCUGCCAUAAAAGCCAAUUGUGCCAUUGAACUUGCUCUAGAUGAGUGUGUUGCAUUUCUUAACCACAUGCGUAAAUUGAGGCGGAGUGCUCAGCGUGCCGCUGCAGCUGCUUCUCAGACCCAGGUUCCAAAUCUUUCUAACGUUAGAUUUAAUGCUUCAAAAAGAAUACCAUCAUGGAACUGUAUUGCUCGAGAGAACUCAACAGGAUCUCUUGAUGAAGAAGCUCUUGCUGAAGUUGCGUCCUUUCAGCAAGCAGGUGGACCUUCAAGCCGUCAUCAUAGAACAUUCAGGAACAUAAAUGACAGCAGUGACAGCGAGUCUGAAAAUAUUGAUCUGAAUACAUGGACAAGAUCUGGUGGACCCCUCAUGAGGACUGCGUCUGCUAACAUGUUUAUCGAUUUUGUUCAGAGUUUGGACAUGGAUGCUGAAACAAAGCAAAGUCUGACAGGACAUCUGAACUCUGCUGUAAUGCAAUCAGUGAGCAGGGAAUCAAGGGGAGCAGCACUCGACAGGAAUUCUGAGAACGCAGAUCAUGAUCAGCGGGAUUCUGGAAACCGGGCAGGGCUGAGCAGAUCUAGUAGUAUUACUGUCACUGAAGGUGAUCUUUUGCAGCCGGAGAGAAUCCAUAAUGGGAUAGUGUUUAAUGUUGUUAAAAAGGAAGGCCUUACGGUUUCAGGUCGGAGUAAUGAUUCUGAGAGCUAUACAAGCUUGCCUAGCUCAGCUGCUGAGUGUGUGCAGAUUGAAUGUCCUGAAAGGGACACUGAUGCCAGCUCAGAGUCUGAACAUGGUGAUGAUGAAAAGAACACUGGUAAACUUGAUUCUAAUUCUAUGCCAGAAGGCCAUUCCAAUGCAGAAAAUGGAAAUACUGCUACUACUUCGGAGCAAUCAUCGAGAAUUGAAGAUUAAGGCUCAGUUUGCUCUUAUGGAAUCUUCGAGAAUUGAAUUUUAAGGUUCAGCUUGUUCUUAUGCUAUGCUUGCCCUUUCUCGCCCAGAAACGCAAGAUUCAACAAGAAAUAACUUCAAUCAAGCUGCUUUUAGGAGUUGAAACUGCCAGCUACAUAGGGUGUGAUCGAUAUUGAUUUGUUUGCCAGACUGCUAAUAUGAGUGCUCAUGAAGAGGUCAGCUUCAAUGCCAUACAUACCAUUAUCAUCUUCACCUUUCUUACUGAGGUGUAGAUAACUCAAUAUGAUAUUUAUUGUUGUAUACUUGCAUGUUAUUAUGUUAAAAAUUUUAUGAGGCCAUAUCCCAUGCUUUUUCGCCAUCUUGUGAAGUUUAGCCAGGCAAAAUUUGUAGGAUUGACCACGGAAAAACUUCCAUUGCAUUGAGGCUGGUUAUGACAUCGAUUAACAUAGAUGUAGCUACAGUUGGCAAUCUUCUUUUUUUUCUAACAGGGUUGCUGAAUCUAGUGUAGGAGAUAAGCAUGUAUCACAAAUUACAUUAAAAUCUUUGUAUAAAUCAAGUAAAUCAUUUUUUUUUUUGGAGUAUAUUCAACUGUGGAAGCAAGUUUUUUUA